GCUUUAUUACAGAUGUUGAAGCUUUUCUACAAGCUACAAUCCCCCACAAAUAUUAAAUCCGUUAAACUGACAAAUACGAUAGCCCUUAGUUUGAGUGUUUUCAGGAAUGGAUGGUGAUUAUUAUUCUACAGUUUAUGCGUGGUUCGAGAGAUGUGGAAUAAUAUCGAAUGUCCGCACCCAUCUUCGUCAAAACCUAGUGAAUGCCCUGAAAAGUAAAGACAUGACUCUGAACAAAGCGAACAUCGGGCCCAAAUCGGCGAAGCAGUACGUUUACGAUUUAUUGAUUGCAGAGUACCUCUGGAAUCACAAUUACGCAUAUACAGUCUCAGUAUUUGCCAGCGAAGCUCCUCUGCUCGUUAAUUUUCGAAAACAUGUUCCCACGAGUGAUAAUGAGGCACUGACAAAAAGUGAUAGAAAUAAAUUGCAGAGUGAUUAUGUUUGCCAUACAUUGGAGACUUUGGGGAUCGACCCCGAGGGGCCUGACGGACAGGAUAUCAUCAGAAACUACGACACCAAUGACAUUCCCCUUCUAUUAUCGGUACUUCAAUAUGUCAGGCAAAUCAAGAAACCAAAGAGCCGCGUACAAAUCGUCAGGGAGGAUUCCAAGUCCCCCACUAAGAGCUGCAGGACUCAGACCGAUUUCUCUGAGAGUGAUAUCGCUGCAGAGACUGUUAAAAUCAUUGCAGCUAAAAAGAAACUGAUCAAACAGAAGGAGUUGUUUGAUAAUGAGUUGAGACAAAAGGGAGAAGCUUUAAACAUGAGAGCUAGUCACAUUGAACAGCAAAUGACAACUUUGGAUGAAAAAUUAUUGCAAGUUCAAGGUUUAAUGCAAGCAGUAAAUUUGAAAGAGAAACAAUUCCAUGAAGACAGACAAGAAGAGGAACGCAGGAUAUACAAAAAGGAAUUAGAACUAGCCAUGAAAGAGAAUUCUAUCACACGAGAUGCUGAGAGGUUGGAAAAAGAAAGAGAUAGCUACAGGCAAUUCGAGGCAAAUUUGAAAAAUCUCCAGGAGGAAUUAGUAAAGGUGAAACAAGAAUUGGUGAAUAAAGAAAAUAGAGAGAGUAGAGAAAAAGAGCCUGGAGAUUUGAAGAGGCGUACAAGUGAGGCUUCCACUCAGACCGAAAAGUGCACCAAUGAGACGAAUAAGCAGUCAAACGAUCAUGAGAAGCAAGAACUACAAAAUUUGGUGCAGGAGCAGAAGCUGAGGAUAGAGGAGUUGACUCUCCGGGUGGUUAAACUGUCAAGACAGCUGGAAGAGGCUCAAUUGAUGAAGUACACGAAUAAUGAAGUUGUGAGGUCCAUUCCACCAGUUCAGGCCUCAAAGACGAUUCUCAGUGAGAGCAGCUCAACCGACGACAUUAUUCAGGAUGCGAAGCAACGACUGAAGAGACUAGAACAGGAAACCAUUAAGGCUGACAAUUGCUACCUGAAUUCAAUGAUAACUUCCCCCUUAUGACGAAGAGUUCAUUUCAAUCUGCCUGAUAACUCCGAGCACCUGUGUGACUGAACUAAUUAAGUUACUCGAUGAUUUUCGUAAUCUUAUUUAUUUAAUAAAAGUGUAUUUAUCACAGAGAGACUGCACACAUAAUAAUUCACGAUG
Fopius arisanus is the source of this 1600-nucleotide messenger RNA. RefSeq names its product PERQ amino acid-rich with GYF domain-containing protein 2-like. The coding region runs from base 107 to 1456 and encodes 449 amino acids. The transcript is spliced from 2 exons. Lineage: Eukaryota; Metazoa; Arthropoda; Insecta; Hymenoptera; Braconidae. The record is from RefSeq and is a predicted model, not a curated record. Gene Ontology annotation, molecular function: protein binding.